CGCCAUUCGACGGUAUCACCCACUGCUAAUUUAACAAUAAUGGUUAAGUUUGAGUUUGUUCUUUUGACCGCUGUCGUGGCAGUUCUGGCGAAUCCAGACUUACUGUACGACUUAGAAGACGCGGAAGAACAUUUUCAAGAAUUCAUGGAUUCGUACGGAAAGCUAUAUAAUAGUUCAGAAGAAGAGGCAUAUAGGUUUGAAAUAUUUAAGCAGUCACUUAUAGAGUACAACAAACAAAAUUUGAAAAAUCCACUUGCUGACUUUGGGGUCCAUGAGUAUUCUGAUUUAUCUCCUGACGAAUUCGGGAAACUCCGAACUGGUUACGUUCCACUUGGCGGCGAUAAUUGUACAUUACAGGCGACACCUGAAGACAAUCCGCCAGCUAGCUGGGAUUGGCGCAAUCAUAACGCUGUAGGACUCGUUAAAAAUCAGGGAAAAUGUGGUGCCUGCUGGGCUUUCUCUGUAAUUGGUAAUGUGGAGGGUCAAUACGCCAUUAAACAUGGGAACAUAUUAUCAUUGUCUGAGAAGGAACUCGUCGAUUGUGACACCAACGCAAAGGGCUGCAGCGGCGGAUCGACGGUUCGGGCUAUCGAAUUUCUCCAACAAGUUGGUGGAGUGGUAGCGGAAGAAGACUAUCCUUACAGGCCUGUGCAAGAUAAAUGCUCAUUUGAUAAGGGGAAGGUGAAGGUCCAAGUGAUCGGGUGCGAGAUGUGGUACAUCAGCAACGAAGACGAUAUCAAAAAAGUUCUGCACAAACGCGGACCUUUGUCAGUUGUUAUCGACCCUACCGACAUAAAAGGUUACCACGGGGGAGUCUUAAAGCAAUGUCUUCAUUAUCCACUAACUACAGAAUUACAUGCAGUGCUAUUGGUGGGGUAUGGUUCUGAGAAUGGCGUAGACUACUGGAUACUGAAAAACUCAUGGGGCACCGUAUACGGCGAGAAAGGCUACUUCAAGGUGCCGCGAGGAGUCAACGCCUGCGGCAUUAUGGAUUUUCUACUGAGCAGUUCUAUAGUAGCUUGAAGCGUUUUCGGUCAAUACGUGUACCAAUAAAGCAACGU
Molecule: messenger RNA, 1061 nt
Organism: Hyposmocoma kahamanoa
Lineage: Eukaryota; Metazoa; Arthropoda; Insecta; Lepidoptera; Cosmopterigidae
Product: zingipain-2-like
Exons: 6
Coding region: 40-1023 (327 amino acids)
Cellular component (GO): lysosome
Molecular function (GO): cysteine-type endopeptidase activity
Source: RefSeq, a predicted model, not a curated record